AUGGGUGAGAUUCCCAAGGAAUUGGGAGCAUUGACAUUGAUGUUCAAUCUUUUGCUAAGUGGUAACCAACUUUCAGGCAAAAUUCCGUCAGAGAUUGGAGUUCUUUCAAACCUACGACAUCUUAACUUGGCAUCAAACAAUUUAAGUGGAUCAAUUCCUAAUCGACUUGGAAAGUGCUCUAAGUUAUUGAACCUGAAUUUGAACAAGAAUAAAGUUGGAGAAGGCAUUCCAAUUUCAAUAAGCUACAUAUAUGGUCUUGAAAAUCUAGAUUUAAGUCAGAAUUUACUUAUUGGGGAGAUACCACAACAGGUUGCAAAAUUACUUUCCUUGGAAAUAUUGGACCUUUCUCACAAUAUGCUCAAUGGUUCCAUCCCAAAUUCUUUUAAUGAUUUGCAAAGCUUGACUGUUGUGAAUAUCUCUUGCAAUCAAUUAGUAGGUCUUAUACCCAACAUUAAGGCAUUUCAUGAGGCUUCGUUUGAUGCCUUAAGAAACAAUAAGGGCCUAUGUGGUAAUGCCACUGGACUAAUGCAUUGUGUCGUCGCUGCUGCUAGCAACAACGUUGGUCAUAGAAAAAGCACCAAGUUCAUCAUUUUCAUUGUGCUUUCACUCUUUGGUCUUCUUCUUUUACUAUUUAUCAUGGCUGGAAGUUUCUUUAUUCUUUGCCAAAAGAACCGAACAAGAAAAUCUGAGUCAACGGAGGCACAACUUGGAGAUUUUUUCACAUUGUGGGGAUAUAAUGGAAGAAUACUCUAUGAGAACAUUAUUGAAGCCACUGAAGAUUUCAGCUCCAACAAUUGCAUUCAGAAGGCUAUGGAGCUGUUUAUAAAACUGUGCUACCCAUUGGCGAGCUGUAUGGCUUUUGUUCACAUCCUGUUUGUAGAAAGGGGAAGUUUGAAAAUGGUGUUAAGGAAUAAGGAUGAGGCAAUGGAGUUGGAUUGGGAGAAGAGGUUAAAUGUUGUAAAAGGAGUGGCCCAUGCCUUGUCUUAUAUGCAUCAUGACCAUUCACCACCUAUUAUUCAUCGAGACAUUUCCAGUAACAAUGUUCUUCUGGAUUUGGACUAUGACACUCAUGUCUCAGAUUUUGGCACAGCCAGGCUUUUAAACCCUGAUACUUCCAAUUGGACCUCACUUGCUGGCACUUUCAGAUACAUAGCUCCAGCAAAGUUCGCUUGUACAAUGAAGGUAGAUGAGAAAUGUGAUGUAUAUAGUUUUGGGAUUCCAAUAAUGGAAGUUCUUAUGGGAAGACAUCGUGGUGAUCUUAUAUCAUGUUUAUCAUCAUUGGCAUUUGGCAUCGACAUCGGCUUUGGUACCUAA
Durio zibethinus is the source of this 1314-nucleotide messenger RNA. The record is from RefSeq and is a predicted model, not a curated record. NCBI's taxonomy places the organism in Eukaryota, Viridiplantae, Streptophyta, Magnoliopsida, Malvales, Malvaceae.